Zeugodacus cucurbitae (melon fly) is the source of this 806-nucleotide messenger RNA. RefSeq lists its product as uncharacterized. Bases 39 to 806 code for a protein of 255 amino acids. The record is from RefSeq and is a predicted model, not a curated record. NCBI's taxonomy places the organism in Eukaryota, Metazoa, Arthropoda, Insecta, Diptera, Tephritidae. Gene Ontology annotation, cellular component: nucleus. The transcript has 3 exons.
UACUCUGUAAGGCGUUGCGCAAGUGAAAAUGCUCGUUAAUGAAAAAAAGCAACUCUGUAAGGCGACAAGCGAAUUCGAAAUUGCGUUUUGCGCAUUUAUUUUUACCCCUUCGCAAUGGCAGCACUCUGUAUUGCGUAAACGACUGUCAAAUCUGUGCGUUUAACGAGUUUUUGAUUCGAUAUCAAAAUAGCAAACGCAACGGACAAAAAAUGGAAAAUUCUAAAAAUAAACAAACAAACCCAACACAAUUCGAAAUUUUAAUAAAUUACAUGAAAACACAUUCGGAACUUUCCAAAGGACAGCUGAAAACUGUGGACGCGAAAAAUGCUGCAAAUAAUUUAUGGAAAGAGUUGGUAUGUGACCUUAAUGCUGCAGGGCCACCAUCACGCGAUGUCUUAAAAUGGAAAAAGGUUUGGUCGGAUUAUAAAACCCAUUUGAAAGCAAAAAUGCGGCGGAACAAACUAAGCAUCUCUGGAACUGGUGGUGGUCCUUCAAGUCAUUGCUCCUUAACACCGUUGGAGGAGCAGGUUAGUGAGCUUCUGGCAAUGGAAAUAUCCGUCAGUGGAAUAAGUGGCACUUUAGAAUUUGGUGCAGCACAGUUAACGCAACCAAGUGAGUCAGACAUCACAACCGACGAAUUCCGACAGAAUGAACCAAUGCCAGUGGAUGAAAUGCCACAUUGUUCACGUCGAAGAGUCGCUCCGCAAAAGAAAGAUAGCCUUUUAAAUAAGCAGGUGGAUAACCAAAUCUCAUAUCACAAAGGUUCAUUAAAAGUGUUGUCUGAAAUUAAUGAAAACCUAAAGUGA